Aspergillus bombycis is the source of this 2880-nucleotide messenger RNA. RefSeq lists its product as uncharacterized. Bases 1 to 2880 code for a protein of 959 amino acids. Lineage: Eukaryota; Fungi; Ascomycota; Eurotiomycetes; Eurotiales; Aspergillaceae. The transcript has 5 exons. The record is from RefSeq and is a predicted model, not a curated record.
AUGGCUUUCUUUUUCGGCCGUCGGCAUUCUGUCUCUGGGGCGCCACCGGAAGACGAUGGCGUGCCUAGGGAUCCGAAUUUGAGAUUGAGAAGACGGGCAUCUGUUCCAAAUGCGCCGAGUCAGAGUCGUGGAGCUCACGACAGAAACGUGUUUCAAGAUCUGUUCCGGAGACAUCGAGAUGAUUCGGAAAUAGAGAUGUCGACAGCAGAGAGGGGCCAUGAUAGUACUCGUACAAACGAAUCUAAUCAACACACGGCAACAGCUGCAAAAGGCCACACGGGUCCCCAGAACUCCCCGCCGGCGCAUGAAUCAUCUACAGAAAAGCACAACCAUAAGGGUAAACAUGAUGCCACAUCGUCAUCUGGAUACGUUCUCAGCAAAGAAGACAUUGAGACUCUUUUCUCGGGAGCCCCGUUCUUCCUCCUCGAAAGGGGCAAGAAUGAUCAUCAUUACCCACAGGUGAUCUUUCCCUUCGAUGACCACGAUCCUACUAUCCAGAAUCUGUGGGUAAUCUCCAAAGACGAGCCGAUACACCUCAAUAGUUGGAGAAAGACAGGAGGCGCCAAGAGAGCGACUUUCGACAUUGGAAUUUUUGAAGUACCAAACAUGCUGUCAAUGAAUGCACAGGACCCAGGAGCGGUUGGGUUUCGUCAUUUCCUAGAGCUCCCGGUUGCGGAUGCUGUACGUUUUCCCGAGGAACCAAAGAUGAACUUGAAUUACAUACAACUUUCCUCAAUUCCGGCCUCGGAGAUCUAUGAACUGAUGGAGCAUUACCAUGAAAUUAAUAGGGGCGCUGCAUAUGACCGGCAACAGCUGCUCCGUGAUGGCCCAUCUGCCUGGAAAAAGAUUGGCAAAGCAACUACAAUCCUUGAUACCGAAUCUACGCGGGACUUGUACAGCAGCCUAUUCACCAAAUUCCUUUACCCUCCUUCCAAACCUCUGCUUGCGGACUCCAGCCUGGCUCAUAGCCUCAAAUCUCAAAUUAGGGCUUUGACGAUGACCCUCGCCGCAAGGGGUGCGUGGGUGGACUUUAGUCUUCCCGAGUGGCGUCUAUAUGCAGGACAGUUACUCUGGGAGGCUGGUCCUCAUCCGGACGGCGAUCUCUUGGACCCUUCUACGUGCUCAAAACCCUGGAUGCAUCCAACACUCGAGCGCAGGUGGCUCCUUAUCCAGAUGCUCCUCGCCGCGGAAUUACUUCUCCGUCUCGAUGCGACUGUCCGGGUGGGGAUUCUAGAUAAUUCCAAGGAGUUGCAAAUCACCGCAAAAGACAUAGAUGAUUUCGAGAAGCUACGGAGCGGGAAAGUAGACUGGGACUUGGUGGUGGUACGACGCUUUAUGGAUACAUUCGACAUCGGCUACAGGGCCGACGAGCCUGACCAACCUGGCUUCGACCCCGUAGAACGAACGGUUCACUCGAGGGGUGAAAGAAAUCAUGAGAAGAACCCUCGCUCUUUCUUCGAAAACUUGCUCCAUAGAUCGUUGUCUGGCUCAGCCGCCGAGUCCACCGAGUCAGCCUGGAAUUGCAACCUGGUCCCAACAUAUCUUGACCAACAGCUCCAAGGGUUCCUUGUGUUUGGUCAAGAAAUUGGCUGGCCAGGAUUUGAUGGACUCAGAGCGCGCCUGGAGUCUGCGAUUGGGUCGGGUCAACUAAGUGAAGCAGUCACUAAUGCAUAUAACAAGCCCGUGCGCAAUAUGCUGCCCGCUGAAGUUGGUGCGCCUCUUAGUAAAGAAGAAAUGCAUACCAGAAGCCCAUCCCGCCGGCGGAUAGUCCUCCACUGCUCUCGAGAUCAGACGGCGUCCGUGCAUCUUGGUGGUUGGAUUACCCGGAGCUGGCUGUCCGGCUUUGUCUUUCCCGGGGAGCAGAUCAGCCACCUCCUGAUGGCCACGAUAUUGGAGAAUGACCCAGAUGCUCUCGCGAAACUAGGGCCCAUUGCAAACCUCUACGGUGGAUUUGCGUACAAUGGACUGACUUGGUGGAGCAAAGAGUGUGUUGUCGGCCGAGUCCUGGCCAGUUUGGAAGAUACCAAGGAGUGCCUGGGAUGGAUAAGGAGCGCGGUUGUGCCCAACGAUGCCUGGACAGUCCAAUCGCUGGACAAUUCAUGGUUCGAGGUUUCUGUCCAACCGCCUCUGUCAAUGCCUGGAAAGCCGCGCAUCCGCCAGGGGAAUAAGCUCGCGUUUGAGUCGACACCACUUGGCCGUGGCGAACGAGUCAGCGGCGCAUUCUCCCUACCCUUGGACACCCCGUUGGAGAAAGACUUGAAGAAAGUAAGCUUCGAGACAUUGACAUUCUCUGGGAAAGACGGGCAGUCAUUGGAAAACACGUCGCAUCCCAUUGCUGACAGGACCAUUAUGACUUUUUCGAUUGCCUCAGGGACUGACUCCCCCUGGAAAGUCUCCCUCCAACUGAGAUACACGUCCGGUUCAUCACGUCUCACGAAUGCCGCCCGCCGGGCAACUUCAUAUCGUACCACUGCGCAUGCCCCACUGGGAGUGGUGCGUCGACGCCGUCCAGCAGUUCAAGCCCCCGACACCACCGUCUCCCAGGCCAUCCACUCCACAGCGGAGUCCCUCCCAGAGCACUAUGUCCCUGAUGACGCUUUCCUCGAAGACAGCCCCCGCAGCAACCUUCACAGUAACCAUCAUAAGAAGCACGAAGUGCUCAUUGUCGACGCGCGUGGCGGUCACGAAAGGGAGACCUUCGCCCGAGCGUGGUGCGCUUCAAUUGGAUACAAUGCUCUCAUUGGCAGAGUCGGACGGACAUGUCUAGCGUGCUGUAUCAGAGAAGCCAGGGCCAUUAGCGUGAAAGUCGUUCUGCGCGUGGAUAGCGGCGUCAACCGGUCUCCGUCUGGUCAAACACUGCCUGGUUUGAAGGAGAUCUGA